AUGGAGGAUCAGAGUUCAGAAAAUACUCCGCACCAAAGAAAGACUUUCGGAGAUUUAGCACGCUCGUUUACGGCAAAUCGCACGAAUCUGGACCGAAUUGACAUCGCGGACCCCCUACGUGGUGUAUCGAAUCCGGACAUUCGAGAUGACAUGAAACAGCUGUUUCCUAUCUCGCAAAGCUCCGAGAUCAAUCAGGAAGAAUGGGACAAAGCGAUCAUUCUUGCCAAAUUGGGUUCUCGAUCUCCCCCACUAGGUCGCUUCACGCAGGAAGAGUUGGACAGUUUGAAAGCCGAGCAGGAGCAAGUAUUCUUUCAAUCUGGAAUCCUCCCCGUCAUCCUUACGGUUGCUCUGGCGGCCUUUCUUCAAGGGCAUGUGCAAUCGUCCAUCAACGCCGGGUCGCUUUUUGAAUCGCUCCUGAAGCUAGACGCUGGCAGCAAUGAAAAUGAGAUUGGAACUCGGAAGAAAGACUGGGAAAUUGGGGGAAUGAAUGCCAGCCCUUUCCUGGCUGCUGCGAUUAUCGGGGCCCCAAUAUCACUUCCAACGAACUACUACAUUGGCAGACGCGGCGCGUUGAUUGUAUCCGCCUUGCUGAUCAUUGCGAGCUCUGUAUCGUCGGCCUUUUGUCAGGACUGGAUUCAGCUUCUUGGUGUUAGAAUUAUUGGCGGAGUGGGCAUGGGGAUUAAAGCCGUCAGCGCACCUAUCCUAGCUGCAGAAACUGCGACGGGAUAUUGGAGGGGAUCGAUAUUGAUAACCUGGCAGUUGUGGGUCGCCUGCGGUAUCAUGAUAGGCUUCGUGGCCAACUUAGUGAUCGGAAAAGCUACGAACGUCCUCUUUCUCAAGCAGAACGAUAUUGAAACGAGCGACAGCAACCACUGGCUGGCCCUUCAACUCAUCCUCGGCGCUCCUUUGGUCGCAAGUGUGGCUCUUCUCAUCUCAGUGUAUUUCUGCUACGAAAGUUCGCGAUUUUAUAUGAGAGAAGAAUCGCCGAACUUUGAUCCAAACCAGGCUCUGAAAAUCUUGUUAAGAAUCAGAAAAUCCAAACUUCAAGCCUUGAGAGAUAUAAUUCUCAUACGCUGGUCAGAAAAAUUGAAGAGAUUAUCUGAGUCCAACGGAUCGGCGGGUGAAUCUUGUAGCCCAGAACAAGGGCUGACAUACGCCUCCCAGCUCCGAGUAGUCCUCCGUUUAUCAUUAACUCAGUACCGCACACUUUUCAAGACACGCAGGCUAAGAAACGCUGUUUGGAGUACUUCAACAGUUGCAUUGGCCCAACAACUUUGCGGAAUCAACGUAUUUGCCUUUUACUCCAAUGUGGUUUUCAAUGGGACAGACUCGACGAUCGAUAAGCCUAUGCUCUAUAGCUUUGGCUUUGGAGCAAUAAACUUCUUGUUCUGCCUUCCGGCAAUGCGUACAAUAGAUACGUUUGGUCGGAGAACAUGGUUGCUUGCCACUUUACCAAUCAUGGGUAUACUUCUAGCCGGAGCUGCCGGAGCCUUCCCACUUGAUGAUAGCACUGUGGUUUCGCCGCGUGUGGCUGCAGGAAUAUCAUUGAUAUUAAUUUUUGUUGCUGUGUAUUCUCCUGGAUUAGGUCCUAUACCAUUCACCUUGGCAUCUGAAAGUUUCCCUCUUUCUCAUAGAGAGGCCGGCGCUUCAGCAGCAAUAGCAACUAAUCUAUUCUUCGCCGGAAUUCUCACGAUCAUCAUCCCCGCGAUGAAGCAGGCAUUCAAAACACCCGGCUUGCUCGGAUUCUUCGCUGGAAUGAACUUCGUUGCGCUCAUCCUCGUUUUCUUCAUCGUUGAGGAGACUCGAAUGUUCAGUCUCGAGGAAUUGGACGAGGUCUAUAAUCAACCGAAGAGCAAGUUCGCCAAGUAUCAGCUAUCCGAGAUACUUCCGUAUUUUGUCAAGCGAUAUCUCUUCUUCCAAAGCAGCACUAAACCUCCUCUCAGAUAUGAUGAGUGGAUAGCUCGUGAGCAAGACAUUCCACUGGAGGGCCUUGAUGCUACACGCUGA
Molecule: messenger RNA, 2007 nt
Organism: Clonostachys rhizophaga
Lineage: Eukaryota; Fungi; Ascomycota; Sordariomycetes; Hypocreales; Bionectriaceae
Source: the annotation of a GenBank genome assembly